GUCACAUCAAGUUGAAAAGAAGUGAGAAAGUUCUUAUAAUAAUACUAUAUGGAGAAUACCUCUUUCAGAGCUAUUAUUAGCGAUUUUAAGAAGCCUUAUAUUACAACUAAGGAGUUCAGAGAGCUUAAAGAAGGUGAAGUCUUAGUGAAAGUCCUAACAGCCACAAUCAACCCUGCAGAUAGAGAUCUUGCCUUUGGAAAAGUUGAAGCUCCAGGAAUAGAGAGCCUCCUUCCCAUAGGGCUUGGAUUUGAAGGUUCAGGUGUUAUUGAAGAUGGGUAUGGUGAACAGGAAAAGAAGCUAAUUGGGACCCCAACAGCCAUCUGCUUUGAUCCUAUCAAUCCUAUGGAAAUUGGAACUUGGAGCGAGUACGUUUAUAUGCAAGCAAAGGAUGUUAUGCCAUUCCCAGAAGGAACUGACUCAGAGACUAUUUGUGCUCUUGGGAAUCCUUUGACAAGUUUCUCAAUGAUGGAGAGAAUAGAAAAAGGAGGCCAUAAAGCUGUGGUCCAAUCAGCUAGUUGCUCAGCACUUGGAAAGAUUUUCUUUAGACUUUGUCAGAAGCAAGGUAUCCCAACUAUCAAUAUUGUGAGGAAAGAAGAGCAGAUAGACAUCAUGAAAGAUAUUGGGGCAGAACAUGUUCUAAAUUCUACUAGUGAGACAUUUGAAGGUGAUCUUAAAGAACUUGCUACAAGACUUCAAGCAACUAUAUUCUUUGAUCCCAUAGGAGGAGAUUUUAUCCUUCAAGUGCUGAGAGUUCUCCCUGCUAACUCCUCAGUAGUAUGUUUGGAUAACCUAAGCCAUAAGCCUAUCUCUUUCGAUCCCUUAGAGUUGAUCUUCCAACAAAAGGAAAUCUCAUCUUUGCAUUCCCCUGCUUGGAUGAGCAAUCAGAGCUCAGAAAGAAUAAACGAAAUUUUCAGUGAGAUAGCUAAUGAUAUAAGCAAUGCAACCUCUUCAUACUCCCAAGACGGUCAGAAAGCUCCAGGAGGAAUAUUCACAACAAAGAUCUACAAAUCCUAUCCUCUAGAAGAAAUAGAAUCCGCCAUUGAAGAUUCCAUACAAAACGCUUACAAAGGAAAGACCAUUUUCAAGCCUCACUCAACUUAACCAAUCUGCACAAAUUUCGGAAAAAGUGGCGAUUUUAUGAAUUAAUUGCC
Moneuplotes crassus is the source of this 1151-nucleotide messenger RNA. Lineage: Eukaryota; Ciliophora; Spirotrichea; Euplotida; Euplotidae. The record is from the annotation of a GenBank genome assembly.